Molecule: messenger RNA, 1324 nt
Organism: Labeo rohita (rohu)
Lineage: Eukaryota; Metazoa; Chordata; Actinopteri; Cypriniformes; Cyprinidae
Exons: 2
Coding region: 1-1203 (400 amino acids)
Biological process (GO): DNA recombination; DNA integration
Molecular function (GO): DNA binding
Source: RefSeq, a predicted model, not a curated record
AUGCUGGCCGUGUUUCGGGCUCUGAAACACUUCCUCCCGGACCUAAGAGACCGCCAUGUGUUGGUCCGCACCGACAACACCUCGGUGGUCUCUUACAUCAACCACCAGGGAGGCAGGGGGCUCCAUUCUUCACCCCCGGCCGGAGCUGUGGAAGCUUUGGGUGUGGCCUCUGAGGGGGCACACCUCUUAGCUUCCGGUCUCUCAACUGAGGUUGUUGAGACCAUCCUCCAGUCUAGAGCUCCCUCCACGAGGAAACUGUACGCCUUGAAGUGGAAACUUUUCACUUCUUGGUGCGGACACCGCCAGCAAGACCCAGUUAACUGCCCAGUUGGUUCAGUGCUGGAGUUCCUGCAAAGCCGGUUGUCUGCAGGGUUAUCCCACUCCACCUUGAAGGUCUACGUGGCGGCCAUUGCGGCCUACCACGCCCCUCUCGGUGGGCUUUCCGUGGGUAGGGACCCCCUUGUUACACGUUUCCUCCGCGGUGCACUGAGGCUGAGGCCUCCGGUACGACCUCGUGUCCCUACCUGGGACCUGUCGGUGGUGUUAGAGGCUCUCUGUAGGGCUCCCUUCGAGCCUAUCGAGGAAAUUUCUGACAGAUUUCUUACUCUUAAAACUGUCCUUCUUUUAGCACUUUCCUCCCUUAAGAGAGUUGGGGAUCUUCAGGCCCUCUCUGUGGCCCCUUCCUUCCUGGACUUCGCGCCAGGCCUGUUGAAAGCUUUUCUUUACCCUAAACCGGGGUAUGUCCCUAAGGUCCCCUCCUCUACACCACGGCCUGUCGUACUUCAGGCCUUCUGUCCUCCUCCCUUUCUGGAUGCUGACCAUCAGAAGCGUAAUUGUAUGUGUCCGGUGCGAGCACUGGAUGCAUACGUCCACAGAGCUGCCAGGUGGAGAAAGUCAGACCAGCUGUUUGUCUGUUAUGGCCCCCCAAAAAGGGGCCUCCCUGCUUCUAAGCAAACUUUAAGUCGCUGGGUAGUGGACGCUAUUUGUUCUGCUUAUGAGUCCUCUGACCUUCCUCCUCCUCUGGAGGUCAGAGCCCACUCUACCCGGAGUAUGGCUGCCUCCAAAGCUUUUCUUGCUGGGGUCCCCAUGCAAGAUAUCUGCAACGCUGCGGGAUGGUCCUCACCUUUGACCUUUGUCAGGUUUUAUGAACUUGACCUGCGGGUCUCGCCUGGUGCCUCUGUCCUUCGCCCUAGCACUUCCUAGGCAGGGACUAGGGGUCUGGCGGCGUGGGCAUCUCGUUCCCAAAGCGUUUCGACGCGGCUCGAGUUCCUGAAGGGGAACGUCUAAGGUUACGUAUGUAACCCCGGUUCCCCGAAGGGAACGA